Molecule: messenger RNA, 4511 nt
Organism: Poecilia reticulata (guppy)
Lineage: Eukaryota; Metazoa; Chordata; Actinopteri; Cyprinodontiformes; Poeciliidae
Gene: ptpn12
Product: protein tyrosine phosphatase non-receptor type 12
Biological process (GO): protein dephosphorylation
Cellular component (GO): cytoplasm; nucleus
Molecular function (GO): non-membrane spanning protein tyrosine phosphatase activity
Source: RefSeq, a predicted model, not a curated record
CCAGUAGCGGAAUAGCAAGCAGCAGCGGCAGCAGUGUGUGAAUGUGGCAAUCGAGGUAGACAGGGAGGGGUGGAAAUACUGACCGGACCGGGGUGGUUCUAAUUUUUGGGUCCUGUUUUGCUUUAUUUUUCGUUUCUUGUACCGCCAAGUCAUUACGGUUGACACCACGCAACGUUUAGGAACUUGUUUGCGGGGCUGCAGAGCCGGUUGGCGCUUUUCUUCGGGACCAAGUGCUGUCGUUGUGGAAAUAGUCCAGAAGAAAGAAGGGAAGGCAGGAACAACAUGGGGCGAUAAUAAAAAAAUGUGUUGUGUAGCGGACCGACGAUGACUCUCUGGGAGGACCCUUGAAGCCUAUUUAUUUUUUAUUUAUUACCCAUUUUUACCCCUACUCCCUGUAUCCUCUUUUGUAUUAUUCCCACCUUCUUAGUUUGGGAGAUUUUUUUUAAAGGAAAAGGCAACGUUACAAGAGGACUGAAGGAUGGACCAAGCCGGCAUCCUGAGAAACUUUAUCCAGAGGGUGAAGGCCAUGAGCAAAUUGGACGAAGACAGGGCAGAGGACAACUUCGGCAGCGACUUUAUGCGGUUGCGGCGGCUAUCAACAAAGUACCGAACAGAGAAGAUCUAUCCCACCAACGUAGGAGAGAGGGAAGAAAAUGUGAAGAAGAACCGAUACAAAGACAUACUGCCAUUUGACCACACUAGAGUAAAGCUGACAUUAAAAACAACCAAUCAGGACACAGAUUACAUCAAUGCAAACUUUAUAAAGGGUGUCGACGGCCCGAAAGCCUACAUCGCAACUCAGGGUCCGCUCCCAAACACGGUCAUCGACUUCUGGAGGAUGAACUGGGAGUACAAUGUCGCUGUUAUUAUAAUGGCUUGUCGAGAAUUUGAGAUGGGAAGGAAAAAAUGCGAGCGGUAUUUUCCAUCACGAGACGAGGAGCCCUUGAGUUUCGGCCCUUUCAGAAUCUCCUGUGAAUCGGAGCAGCAAAGAACGGACUACUUUAUCAGGACUUUGACGGUGCAGAAUAAUAACGAAACACGGAGGAUAUCUCAGUUCCAUUACAUCAACUGGCCCGAUCACGACGUCCCAUCGUCGUUCGACUCCAUAUUGGAUAUGAUCGGACUGAUGCGGGAAUACCAGGAGAACGACGACGUUCCUAUUUGUGUUCAUUGCAGUGCAGGUUGUGGGAGGACGGGGGCUAUUUGUGCCAUUGACUACACGUGGAAUCUUCUCAAAGCUGGGAAAAUUCCAGAGGACUUUAACGUUUUCCGGUUGAUCCAAGAGAUGAGGACGCAGCGGCACUCAGCUGUCCAAACAAAGGAGCAGUAUGAGUUGGUUCACAGAGCAAUCGCUCAGCUUUUCGAGAAACAACUGCAACUUCUGGAGAGCCCCACCAGCACGCAGAUACAUGAUGGCAUGAACGAAAGCAGUCCGGACAAAACGAGCAUUCAGUCAGACGAGGAACGAUGGGACACCCCGCCGCCUAAACCUCCUCGCAUUCGAAGUUCACAGGUGGAAGGCGACGUUAAGGAGGAGAUUCUCCAGCCCCCCGAGGCUCACCCCGUCCCCCCGAUUCUCACCCCGUCUCCACCGUCUGCUUUCCCCACCGUCACCAACGUGCGGCAGGACAACGACCGCUACCAUCCCAAACCUGUCAUACAUGUCCUGGAUACCACGCAGCGAAGCCUGAAAGAGAACGAAGAAGCGAACAAGCAGCAGAACCGGUCCGAAUCCAGUCUCAACAAACCUGCCAGCCAAUCAGAGCCCAGGGAUCCGAAUGUACAAAGCCAGAAUCGACAGACCCAGGUCUCGCACCUGGACCUGAACGACAACUACAACAGCAAAUCCUCGUCGACGUCAACAAAGUCCGAGUCGGGCCCGAGCCAGACUCCGACGCCCUCCUCGCCCCUGUCGCCGGUCGUCGAGUGCUGCGGCGCCCCUCGGAUUGAGAGGAAGCUCAGCAUAGAGAUCAAAAAGGUUCCGCUGCAGGAAGGACCUCGCAGCUUCGACACCUCCUCCUCCACGGGAGCCAACAGUUCGACCACCAGUGGCUCCACGCUGCAGAGGGCCCACGCCUUCAAAGCCCGUUCCGGUCAAACCCUGCUGACGUCCAGCUCUUCUCUGUCGGAGGACUCCGGGACCGAGGGGGGGUCGGGCGGAUGCGGAGAGAGCCACUCGGACGAGGGCGUCCUGACCAGACCCAACCACCUUCCCGUGACGAGUGACGGCAAGGAGAAGACGCAAGACGCGAAACCCGGCCACGCGACAUGGACGCACUCCUGCAACAGCCCCGAAAAACCGUUUCCGAAGACCUCCUCCUCCUCUUCCUCCUCGGACAGAGCCGCUCCAUCCUCCUCUUCCUCGUCCCACAUAUCCUCCUCCUCGUCGUCGUCCUCCUCCUCCACUCCUGUCAGGACUGCGCUCAGUUUCACCAACCCCCUGCACUCCGAUAACUCGGAGGAGGAGGGGAACGAGGAGAUGUCCGAGCUAAAGGAGGGUUAUCACAAAAACGUCUCCACGGCGACAGGCACCGUGACGACCUCGCCUCCCCUUGGGACCCAGCAGUCGGUCAGAAAGGUGCUGCCCAUGUCCAUCGCGGGACAGAAGAUCCCAUCACCCUCUGCAAGCCCAACAAACUGCUGGGACAGUGACGACUCUCCUCCCCCUCUCCCUGAGAGAACCCCCGAGUCCUUCAUACUGGCCACAGAUCCUCUGGAAGUGAAAACAUCAGCCUUAGCUGAGUGGAGCUGCUCACAAAAAGAUGUCUCUGAUUGUUCUGAGGCGUCGCCGGUGGUGUCUGCGUCAGACGGCGGCACAGCAGGAGUUAGCAAAGUAGACCUGGGUGGGGUUCGGUAACCGCUGCACUCAGCCCAAAGGCCCUCGAGAACCCCCUGUGAAGUGGACAUGAUGGAAGGAUCCAUCCACCAUCGGCUGCUUUCCCUGUUAGGAUACGGCAUCCUGACUGAUCGGCCCAAAAAAGAACAGGCUGGCACACAGGAAAAGAAAAUAAGAGACUUUUAUUCCUGAGUUUUUGCUCCUCACAUUGUUGACUUCUGUAGAAGCUGACAUGGGAUCUCUCUCUGUUAUACUGAUAGCGGGCUAAAAGAAGAGCCUAGUUUCUUCUUCUUUUUUUUUUUUUUUUACACUAAAUGAAGCGAGAUCUAAGAGACUCUUAAACUAGUUUCAAGCCAAAUGAGAAGAAAAGCAACUUCAUCAGGAAAAGCUAGAGAGCGGCGAAGCAGAUCUCUGUCCCAGAAGUGGUUCUGCUGCCUCCCGCUGAACGAACAAUCUUCAAAGCGAACUUAGAUAAUCUCGUACUCAUGAUGCAACCUUUUCAGUUGGGUAUGCAGAGGUUGCCUGGGUACUUUCUCCGACUUCUUUUGUAUUGCUGUCUCUCUCUUUGUCUCUUCUUUCUGGUGCUACUUCACACGAGAUCAGGAUGGAUACUGGAGCGUUGAGGGUUUUCCACCAUUCGGUAAUUUUUCUAUCGGGUUCCACUGUUUUCCAUUUUUACGCCCUUUUUUUUUUUUUUUUUUUUUUUUUUGGCGUCCGAAUGCUAAUGGGAUAUUUGCUAAUUACACUGUUGAAUAAUGACACCCCUUCACCUAAGUUCAAAGUUUUACCUUUAAAUCUAACUUUGAGUCACUAAUGUGUGAGAAUUUCCCUUUUAUUUUUCUUAUAUGCUUUAAUCUAUUCGCUACCGAGUCUGAGAAACUCAAGUGCAGAAAGUUUUAUUUCUAUUUAUUCUAUUUUUUUUUUUACUUAAUCUGUCAGACCAAUCAGUUAAAUGUAGCUUGGGCUGCAAGAUUGAUGGGGGAGUUUUUGAAACAGCAGAAAAAUUCAUAAGUCAUUUGCAAAAUUGGAAAGAUCAAUCGUUUAUUUAUCAGAACUUAAAAUGUCAAAAAAAAAUGUAUGUUUCUGGUUUCACUUUUCGGGGCCCCCUGGUAAAGAUGUGUCAAAAGCCUAAAACUAAAUGUAUUUUUUAUUCCAGUAGCGCAAUCCUACACUGAAAACAGAUUUUUAUUUAAGAAUAUCUGCUACUAAUUAACAUUAACAGAAAGAGCUCUAGCUGUUUUGUACUCUUAUCAGUAUUCCCAUUGUUUGUGGAAGAGAAACGGGCCCACAGCAUCACGGAUCCACUACUGUACUUAACAGCAGGCGCAAAGCGGUUUUCAGCAUCUUCGUUCUUUCACACCAAACCCACCUGGACUGGUUAAUGUGGGAAAAGCUUAAUAUUAAUUUUGUUUGACCAAAAUGCACAGCUUCUGAUCACUGUUCUAGAGCUAAUAGAAACUUAGUAAAUUAUAAAGUAAUGGAGAAGUGUAAAUUAUGAAACGUUUAAGUUGCAUUUAGUUAAUUGAAAGAGGGACCAACGAUUGUUCCAGCUGUGACUUUGUUUAAAAACAAUCUUAACUUUCGUCCCCUCGCUGAAUAAAUGUACUGACAUUACAUGCUGGACUUUUCAACAUUUCUCUGUAAGAAUUGUUUCUCUAAUAAAAGAUGAAUAUUU